Molecule: messenger RNA, 1381 nt
Organism: Euleptes europaea (tarantolino)
Lineage: Eukaryota; Metazoa; Chordata; Lepidosauria; Squamata; Sphaerodactylidae
Gene: METRNL
Product: meteorin like, glial cell differentiation regulator
Exons: 5
Coding region: 1-909 (302 amino acids)
Biological process (GO): energy homeostasis; positive regulation of brown fat cell differentiation
Molecular function (GO): hormone activity
Source: RefSeq, a predicted model, not a curated record
AUGCGGAGAGCCCCGGUGCCCGGGCUGCUGCUCCUGGGGCUGCUGCUCCUGGACCGGGGCGGCACGACGCAGUACUCGAGCGACCUGUGCAACUGGAGGGGGAGCUUGGGGCAAUCGAGCCUCGCAUACCCUGGGGCCAUCAGUGGAUUAACGCACGAAUCUCACAAAAAAGAUGUGGAACAGGUCUACCUCCGCUGUUCUGAAGGAUCCAUAGAAUGGAUGUAUCCCACAGGAGCACUGAUAAUCAACUUGCGACCAAAUCUUUUCCCUUCCUCUUCCAAACAUUGGACUGUUUGCAUAAAGCCCCUUAAAGACUCUGCAGGAGCAAAUAUUUAUUUGGAAAAAACUGGAGAACUGAAAUUGCUGUUCCGGGAUGGAGACCAUAGCCCCACAAGAGUGCAUUGCUUCAGCUUUGAACAGGGGGGACUCUUUGUUGAGGCUACCCCUCAGCAGGACAUUAGUCGGAAGAUUACGGGCUUCCAGUAUGAACUGAUAAACAAGGGGACAGCAUCAGAUUUGCACAUGGUUUAUGCUCCCUGCCGACCUUGCAGUGACACAGAGGUGCUCCUGGCUGUCUGCACGAGUGACUUUGUUGUCAGAGGUACCAUCCAUAAUGUAAUUAAUGAGGAAAAAGAGCAAGAUUCUGUAAUCGAUGUGAGCGUGAACAGAAUCUACAGGCAGAAGACAAAGAUCUUCAAACCUGCAGAGGAAACUGGUAUCUGGGAAGGACAGAUUAAGACCCUGCUGCAAUGUGGGGUGAAACCAGGAGAAGGAGACUUCCUCUUCACAGGCCGCAUGCACUUUGGGGAGGCCAGGUUAGGCUGUGCCCCUCGUUUCAAGGACUUCCAAAGGAUGUACAAAGAGGCCAAGGACAAAGGGCUAAAUCCAUGUGAAAUUGGCCCAGACUGAUAUGGCAUUUUUCACCUGUAGGUUACUCCUUGGCCAGAACUAAUUCUUAGUUGCUGCAGAUGCGCUGACCUAAAUGGGGACUAAUAACAGAGUGGUGGAACAAUCUGAUGUCCAGAAUGAAAUGAUCUCCUUUAUGGGAGUUCUUAAAAGAAGACUGGAUGGGCAUCUUAUCAGGGAAAGUUUAAGUCGACGACUUUCUGCUUCUGGAGGCUGGACUUUUUUUUUAACCUUUGAGGUACUUUCCAACUCUUAAGAUAUUAUGAAUACAAGAACCACACAAGCCAACCCUUCUGGCCGAUGAUACUGUUAUGCUAAUACGAGUGACUGAGGUACGAAUUCAAAGGAUCCAAGGCUUGAAUGCAAUCCCACAUCUUGUCCAUAUGAACGAAAUCAUCUUUGCAGCUUCUUUAGGGAGAGAAAGCAAACGAAGAAACGAAACAACCUCCAUGUCUUAAAAAUACCAAUUGACCGA